Carya illinoinensis is the source of this 522-nucleotide messenger RNA. RefSeq lists its product as uncharacterized. The record is from RefSeq and is a predicted model, not a curated record. Bases 1 to 522 code for a protein of 173 amino acids. The transcript has a single exon. Lineage: Eukaryota; Viridiplantae; Streptophyta; Magnoliopsida; Fagales; Juglandaceae.
AUGGUAGAGCAGGUGGUACUUUCUCUGGAGCAAGCCACCCACAUGGCCAAACAGCUCCACACCACCACCGACCCGACCCACGUCCUCCAAAUCUACACUUCCCUCCACCAAGCUCACCACCAUCUCUCCGCCUUCCUCUCCAAAACCCAACUCUCUCUUCCGCCUCCUCUUCUUUUUCCUCCGUCUCCUGCCGCCGCCGCUAACUCCCUCUCCUCCGUAACCGGUGCCGCCACAGCUACCGUCGCCGAUGGCAACGAUACCCAGCCGAUGCAGAUCAUGGAUGGUGAUGAUGAUGCGGUGGAAGAAGCUGGAGAGAAUUCGAAGGGCACGCUUGAUAUGGUCGAGGAGAAGAUGCGGGAUUUCUUUAUCAGGAAUAAGCGGCCGAAGCGAUCGUUAUCGCCUUCGGCGGUGGCGGAGGAUAGAAGGCUGUACGAUGAUGGUUCUGCAGUGGGAGUGAAGGGUUUUGAUCCUCACGCGACGAGGUUGAGGGCUUUGGACCUUGUCUACCAGUUUCAUGGCUAA